Sclerotinia trifoliorum is the source of this 2105-nucleotide messenger RNA. NCBI's taxonomy places the organism in Eukaryota, Fungi, Ascomycota, Leotiomycetes, Helotiales, Sclerotiniaceae. The record is from the annotation of a GenBank genome assembly.
AUGUCUUUCCAAGGAAAUCAAUACUACGCAGAUUGAAUAACUCAUUGGAAAUGGUAGGUGAAUACUUCAUUUCCUAUGCUUCUCUUAACCGACUAUGAUCACCAAAAAGCUCGUCCCCAUUCACUCACUACUUUAAAAACCACCUUUACCGCACUUCACUUAUAUGCCUUUUUCUCUCCGUCUUAACUUUUAGAUCUUGCAAAACCCCCUACUGCGGCCAUCCCCCAUCCUUCAUGAUGCUAUAUAUAUGCAUUUAUCUGCUCUUGUCGCUCGCGUCUGCUGCUCUAGCAAACUGGGAGGCAUUAUUAGGAAGCGAUAUUUGUCAACAAAUCCAAGGCAAUAUCACUGGCGAUGUCUAUCUUCCCCUGGAUUUGACGCUUAAUUAUGCAUCUGAAAUCGAACAUUGGAUGACUUCAAGCACUCAGAAUCCUGCAUGCACGGUAAAAGUCGCCAAUGAUGAGGAUGUUUCUACUGUCUUGAAGAUUAUUGCAGCCAAUCGACAACCAUUCGCCGUGAAGUCGGGAGGCCAUGCAAGCAAUCCUGGCUACUCUAGUACUACUGGUGUCCAUAUCUCGCUAGCAAACUUGACCCAGGUCACACUUUCUGAGGAUAAAAGUACAGUGGUUUUAGGAACCGGAAGCGUAGGUUCUUCCCGUCUUCUCGAAAGGCUCCGCUUAUCCAUCAAGUAUUGACACAUUUAUAGAUCUGGACUGAUGUUUUCACGGCGAUUGACGGAUCCGGUGUUAACGUUGUGGGUGGGCGUGUCGUUGGACCCGGUGUCGGUGGCUUCACUCUUGGAGGAGGUUAUUCCUGGCUAACAGACCAAUACGGCCUGACCUGUGACACAGUUGUCUCCUUCAACCUUGUUCUACCAAAUGGCACCAUAACCACUGUUGAUUCCACGAACCCCGACCUCUUUUUUGCCCUUAAAGGUGGUCUAAAUCGAUUCGGGAUUGUCACGAGUGUCGUUCUCAAAACAGUUCCACAGGUGCCCAUGAUCUACGGUGGUUUUAUCAUGUACGGGCUUGAUGCAAUUCCCGAUCUCAUCACCGCCACUGAUAAAUUUCAAAACGAGAAUACCGAUCCCAAAGCCCAAGUCAUACUCACCAUCAACAAUGGUCUAAUUCAAGGUGCCAUCCUUAUUAUGUUCUACGAUGGCCCAGAUCGACCUGCAGCUUUUGAUCCAUACAACAACGUCAGAAGCCUCCCGAUCAUAUCUGAUGUCAAAAAACAAUCUUUCGCAUCAUUCGCCAAAGUUACCCCGUCCAAUCUCCAAGCGGGGUACAGGGGGUCUUUUCAUUCCAUGAUGACUACUGGUCUAACAGAGGGAUUCAUGAAAGCAGUUCAUAAUGAAUCUGUCUUUUAUGGAGCAAUUGCCAUUCUUCAUGGUGGCACAUUCCUCAAUUACGAGAUUGAGCCUUUCCUCGACUAUGGGAAAUACGCCACAGAUUCCGCUUUUCCUCAUGAAAAAUCCCCAAUACCAUUGAACGUCUAUUUCGCGUGGACAUCGCCAUCGGAAGAUGCAUAUUGGAGAGGCCUUCUGCAACAGACUAUCUCCCAUCUCACUGAUGUAGCUAAAAGUGAGGGAAUUCAUUCCGAGGAUCUGUAUACAUAUCCAAACUAUGCUUUGAGUACUUAUAACGGUGACCGAAUCUAUGGCCCAACAAAUGCAGCGAGGUUGAGAGAGAUCCGAGAGAAGUAUGAUCCCGAUGGAGUAAUGCUGCUUGCUGGAGGAUUUGAUAUCUGAGAGUAUUACCAGGGCUUGAGGCCUUGGGUUAGCUCUCCGUGCAUGGUUUUCUCGGUGGGAUGAUAUGAGGCGGCUCAAUGCGCCUGGUAUCAUGUGGAGAGGGGAAAGAGAGAACGUUAAAGGGGUCGCCUGAACGGUGAUUUUGAAAUGAAAUAUUGUUGGAUACAGGAAAAUUUGUUUUCAUUAGUUUGGAGGAUGAUCUUGGAAUAAUUAUUGAUGUAGUGAUGUAAAAAGUUUGAAUCGGCAGGCAUGACUUGAUAGUGUAUCUUAAAUUCAUUGUCAGUCUGCAGCUGUGGUAUUUGGUAAUGAAUAGCAAUAAUAGAUAAAUUAUAAUUUAAUUGGCACCACACAUUUGACA